Tupaia belangeri chinensis (Chinese tree shrew) is the source of this 1673-nucleotide messenger RNA. RefSeq names its product transmembrane serine protease 4 (gene TMPRSS4). The record is from RefSeq and is a predicted model, not a curated record. The transcript is spliced from 14 exons. Bases 143 to 1561 code for a protein of 472 amino acids. NCBI's taxonomy places the organism in Eukaryota, Metazoa, Chordata, Mammalia, Scandentia, Tupaiidae. Gene Ontology annotation, molecular function: protein binding; serine-type endopeptidase activity. Gene Ontology annotation, biological process: proteolysis. Gene Ontology annotation, cellular component: membrane.
GGACGGCCACAGCAGCAGCAGCAGCUCACCUCUGCCCAAUGAGACAAGUGCAGCAUUUUGUGGAUCAAGAAGCACUUUUCAUGCAGAAUCUCCCUUUGAUCUAACAUCGGCUCUCUGAGACAACAUAAUCCCCAUCGUACAGAUGAAGAAACAGAGACUCAGAGGAUGGGGACCCAGAAGACCAGCACUUGGAGUUGCCCUAGAAACUGCAGCACCAGGGAGACCCACUCUCCCACCUGGGAACUGGUUUGUAGACCACGACAGUGACCAACCCCUGAACAGCCUCGAUGUCAGCCCCCUGCGCAAACCCCGCACCUCCCUGGAGACCUUCAAAAAGGUGGGGAUCCCCAUCAUCGCGGCACUGCUGAGCCUGGUGAUCAUCGUCAUUGUGGCUAUCCUUAUCAAGGUGAUUCUGGACAAAUACUACUUCCUCUGCGGGCGGCCCCCCUACUUCAUCCAGAGGCAGCAGGUGUGUGACGGCCAGCCGGACUGUGCCACGGGAGAAGACGAGGAGCACUGUGUGAAGAACGUCCCCGACGGGACUGCGGUGGCAGGUGUCCGCCUCUCCAAGGACCGAGCUACCCUGCAGCUGCUGGACCCGGCCACGGGGAACUGGGCCUCCGCCUGUGCUGACAACUUCACAGAAGCUCUGGCCAGGACAGCCUGUGCGCAGAUGGGCUACAGCAGCAAACCCACUUUCAGAGCUGUGAAGAUUGGCCCAGAUCAGAGUCUGGAUGUCGUUAAAGUCACAGAAAACAGCCAGGAGCUUCAGGUGCAGAACUCAAGUGGACCCUGUCUCUCGGGCUCCCUGGUCUCCUUGUACUGCCACGCUUGCGGGGAGAGCCUGAGGGCUCCUCGAGUGGUGGGCGGGGAACCGGCCUCUGUGGACUCGUGGCCAUGGCAGGUGAGCCUCCAGUACAACAAAAUGCACAUCUGUGGUGGCAGCAUCCUGGACCCCCUCUGGAUCCUCACAGCUGCCCACUGCUUCAGGAAGCAUCUGGAUGUGUCCAGCUGGAAGGUGAGGGCCGGCUCGGACAAAUUGGGCACCUUCCCAUCCCUGCCUGUGGCUGCCAUCUUCGUCCCAGAGCCCAACACCACAUACCCCAAAGAGAAGGACAUUGCUCUCGUGAAGCUGCAGUUACCACUCCUGUUCUCAGACACCGUCAGACCCAUCUGCCUGCCCUUCUUUGAUGAGGAGCUUGCUCCAGCCACCCCACUCUGGGUCGUCGGAUGGGGCUUUACAGAGCAGGAUGGAGGGAAGAUGUCUGACACGCUGCUGCAGGCCUCGGUCCAGGUCAUCAACAGGACGCAGUGCAAUGCAGAGGACGCGUACCACGGGGAGGUCAGCGAGAAGAUGCUGUGUGCGGGCAUCCCGGAAGGCGGCGUGGACACCUGCCAGGGUGACAGCGGAGGCCCCCUGAUGUAUCAUUCUGACCAGUGGCAGGUGGUGGGCAUCGUGAGCUGGGGCUAUGGCUGCGGGGGCCCGAGCACCCCAGGUGUGUACACCAAGGUCACUGCCUAUCUCGACUGGAUCUACAGCGUCCGGAAGUCUGAACUGUAAAGCUGCUGCCCCUCUACAGUGCUGGGAGCUCCUUCUCCCAUGCCCACCCCUCGGGGACACCCUCAGAAGUCAGACCAGAGCAGGAGCCCCCGUGGGCACACCUCUCCACCCA